AUGAGUACAAAUUAUGAGCCAGAGAAAUAUCUACCUACAAUAGAUGUAUGUUGAAAUACAGUGAACCUUAAAAUGUUAUUUGUUUGAUAUUAACACCAAUUGAAUAGGCUAUUUUAAGCGUGGCCAAUUUAGAAGAAAUUACGGUUAAAAAGAUUAGAAAUGCUUUACAAGAAUUAUUUGGUAUUGAUUUAAGUCCAAAUAAAGUAUGUAAGAAUAUAAAUUGUUGGUUUUUUAAUUACUAACGAGAGUUUGUAGAAAGAUAUCAAUGAAAUAAUCCUUAAUAGAUAUUAUGAUUUAAUACAUAAAAGAGAAGAAGAAUCUAAAAAACAAAUGGAGAAACAAGACGCUUUAUUAGCUGCAAAAUUAUCAAGAGAAGAAAAUGGUGGUAGAAGAGCAGCUUUUAGACAGGCUAGAAAAUCAGCAGCAAAAGUUGAAAAACCGAAAAGACCACUUAGUGCAAAUAAUGUAUUUAAUCGACAAAUGGUAUUAUCUGCUGAUUUACAAGCAAUAGUUAACAAAGAAAGAUUAAGUAGAGCACAAGUUGUUAAGCAUUUAUGGGCAUAUAUUAAAGAGAAUAACCUACAAAAUCCAAAAGAUAAAAGACAAAUAGAUUGUGAUGAUAAAUUACAAAAUUUAUUUAAAAAAAAGAGUGUUGAUUCAUUUGGAAUGAAUAAGAUAUUGUCAAAACAUAUUUUUAAACCAGAAGAAGUUGGAGAUAGUACUACUGCAUCUGCUCCAAAACAUGAUGAAGAACAAGAUGAAGAAAGUGAAGAGGGAGAGGGAGAGGAAGAGGAAGAGGAAGAGGAAGAGGUUGAAGAAGCAGAGGAAAAAGUUGAAGAUGGUGAUGAAGAAAUGGAAGAAGAUAGUAGAGUCUCAACAAAAUCAAGUUCAGAAGAAGUAUAA
Messenger RNA from Insectozyma verbasci, 903 nucleotides. The record is from the annotation of a GenBank genome assembly. Lineage: Eukaryota; Fungi; Ascomycota; Pichiomycetes; Serinales; Debaryomycetaceae.